Molecule: messenger RNA, 720 nt
Organism: Trypanosoma grayi
Lineage: Eukaryota; Euglenozoa; Kinetoplastea; Trypanosomatida; Trypanosomatidae
Product: putative protein-l-isoaspartate o-methyltransferase
Exons: 1
Coding region: 1-720 (239 amino acids)
Biological process (GO): protein modification process
Cellular component (GO): cytoplasm
Molecular function (GO): protein-L-isoaspartate (D-aspartate) O-methyltransferase activity
Source: RefSeq, a predicted model, not a curated record
AUGGCGUGGACAUGCUCGGGCGUUUCGAACGCAACGAUGAUCCAGCAACUGGAAAGGGCCUCGUUGCUCUCCACGUCAGCCGUUAUCGCGGCACUCCACCGCGUCGAUCGCGGCUGGUUUGUGCCGGAGCGUCUGCAGUCGUCCGCGUACCGAGAUCAACCACUGCCCCUCGGCUACGGUGCUACCAUCAGCGCGCCCCACAUGCACGCCAUUAUGUUGGAGCUGCUCGCCCCGUUUUUGCUGCGAGCAACCGAAGAUCCGCCGAAGACAGUGCUGGACGUCGGCAGCGGUAGUGGUUACCUCACAGUUGUCCUUGCCGAGCUGUGCGGUGAGGAAUCACAGGUGGUGGGCGUGGAGCAUGUCGAGGAGCUCCAGCAACGUUCGUUGAAAGUUGCGCAACAACGUUUCGAAACGUUGGUGAAGAGUAACCGUCUUACAUUUGUUAAAGGUGAUGGUAGGGAUCUUACAACGUUGUUUCCAGGUCGUUCAGUCCUCUUUGAUGUGAUCCACGUUGGCGCGGCCUCGGCGUCCGUGCCAAAAACGUACCUUGACGCACUGAAGCCUGGCGGAUGCCUUAUAAUACCCGUUGGGGAGGAGGAUGCAGCGCAGCGUCUGCGCCUUUACACAAAGAGUGGUGAUGGAAACAUUACGAUGAAGUGUUGCGGAGGAGUGCAGUUUGUCCCGUUGACAUCACUGAGGCAUCAGAUGAAGCGUUGCUGA